AUGCAAACCAACUAUUUCGUAUAUUAAAAAUAGGAAGAUGAUUAACCUGAAAAUCUUCCAUUGCUUCCUUUGCAAUCCAAAUUUUCAGUCACUAGUCAAAUGAAUCCCGUAAAGGGUCUUGAAAUGAAGAGAUUGAUUUCUGUUAAUCAAGACGGUGCUGCCGAACCUUACAUAGACUUGGGAAAUUAAACCUAUAUUAGCAACUAUUUCAAUAAUGGUCUUACUAACUAAUCUUCAUUUGUUCUUGAUUUCAAUAACUAACAAAGCUACCUCCCAAAUUAUAACAAUCAAACUAGCAUGAUAAAUGAUAUGCUUCUCUAAAAUAACUAGAGUUUCAUGGAUAGUGGCAUUUAAGGCCAGCUUAACAACGCUAUCCAAUAAAAUUAAAGAUAAAACCAGAACUACUAUCCCUAAUAGCAAUCAUAAAACUUCUUUGUGAACACAAAUGUAGGAGGAGGAAACAAUCAUUAAAAUUCAAACAAUUUAAAUCAACAAGUACUCUCUAACCAAUAGAACUAAAAUACAAAUCUCAUCUUUAAGAAUCCUGAGUAAUUCAGCAACUAUGUUCAACCAAGCAACGGCAACAAUAAUUUGAAAUUCUAAAAUUAGAAUAUCAUUAGUAAUGGAUCAAAUAAUAACAAUAACAUUAAUUAAUAUAGCAAUAACCAGAUGAGCAAUUACAACUUCUAAGGUUAACUAUAAAAUAAGCAACUUUAAUAGCAUGGAAAUGUAUAUCAGGAAAUUCAAGAAAAGAAAGAAGAAAUAGAACAAGAUGGUCAAAACAUCGGAUACGAUCAAUUCCAAGUUCCUAAAGCAUACUAUUAAUAGCAUUUAUAAGCACCAAACUAAAAUCUUAUUAACUUCCACAUAUAAUAAAACCAUUAAGAUUAUAUAGAUAGAAAUGAGGCAGAGUACAUUCCUGAGCAUAAAUCUCACCACGGUGAUGAUGAUGAAUCUAGAAAUUUUUCAUAAAAUAACAAUGAAAAUGAAGAAAGAUAUUAGGACGAUGAAGAUGACUAUCGUGAUAAUAUGGACAGUCAUACCCGUCACAAAACAGAAUGGCCUUCUCGUCCUAAAGGAUAAACUAAAUAUCAAUAAUGCCGUCACAGAAAUAUAUUCAAAAAUUUUGGUAAUAUCUUCCGUAAAUUUGUCAAUUUCCACAAUCACUUUACUGAGAAGGCUCUUUCUAAUCUUGAUAAUAACCAAGAAUCUCUUAAGGCUUUCCAACGUUGGCUCAAAAAAGAAAUUCGUCUUGAAAAUAAAAAAGAUUUCAUUGAAGGAUGGACUAUUUGGAAAGACGAAGAUCUCUAAAUAAGGUAAUUCAAAAUCAUCCUUAAAGAGCUCUCUAGAGAUUUCUUCUAAGACUACAUCUUAAUUUACUUACUCAAUAGUAAACUUUAAGAUUUGGAAAUCCACUUGAGAUCAAUUGGUCCCUGUCUUGCUGCUAUUAACUAGCCCAGUAUUCUUUACAAGUUUAGACCUAUAUGA
Tetrahymena thermophila SB210 is the source of this 1488-nucleotide messenger RNA. RefSeq lists its product as hypothetical. NCBI's taxonomy places the organism in Eukaryota, Ciliophora, Oligohymenophorea, Hymenostomatida, Tetrahymenidae. The record is from RefSeq and is a predicted model, not a curated record. The transcript is spliced from 2 exons.